CUGCUUCAAAACGUCAGUGGGCAAUUCUUGAGACAGAAAAGCCCAACGGCCAUGGCAAUGCACUCCUUACUUCACCUUCCAAAACCCACUUUCCCGCGCAAAUCCCUUUUCCCUCCGCGCCCAAAACCUCAAACCCAACCGCCAAAUUCCCCCAAAAACUUGGUGGGUCUACUCGGGGCGGGUCUGACACUGGCCUUCGUCGGACCCGCCUCAGCUUCUGAGCUGCUGCCCUUGAAUGAACCCUCCAAUGCCCUCUCCUUGCCCACCUGGGCCAUUCACGUUUCCAGCGUCGUUGAAUGGGUUACAGCAAUGGCAUUGGUGUGGCAGUACGGGGAGAAGUCCGGGUUCGAAUCUUGGAAAGGGCUGUCUUGGGGGAUGGUUCCCUUGCUUGGUGGAGCAUUAUGUGCAUGCACUUGGCAUUUCUUUUAUAACUCUGAGUCUCUUGAAGUACUGGUGGCUCUUCAAGCAGCCCUGACAGUAAUAGGCAAUGCCACAAUGUGUUUUGCUGCAUAUCGUAUUUACAGAUCAUCCGAAGAACGCUCCAAGAAUCUUUGAAAUUUGUAUACAUGGAAACACAAAUCUAAUUCCUACAAGGAAUCUGGGUGCAGAAUUACGUAAGGUUCACUGAAAUGAUGGUAGAAACUCAAGCAUCGAUUUGAUGUCACUGUCAUUUGGAAUAUUCCAUUCAAAGUGUUGAAAGGAGCCUGACGGUCAGGUGCCACCAUGUUUCGAACGGUAGGAGUUUGUCUACCAAGUAAAUUUUCUGGAACCUCUGUUGUACAAUAGACAUAGGGUUUCUUGCAAUUGAAUUAGUGAUAGAAAUUACAAUCUUUGCGUAUUUUAUGCAUAUAAUUUUAUUUGUUAUUCUGCUCCCUUAUGGUAUGCUCAACUACCUGGGAUUGCUUUAACUGAUAUGAUCUAAAACUGAUAGAGCCGAACUUUUUGAAGCUUUUUAAUGUUAUAUACACUAGUUGAGCCGCUUCGUUAA
Messenger RNA from Pyrus x bretschneideri (Chinese white pear), 988 nucleotides. RefSeq names its product ycf49-like protein. The record is from RefSeq and is a predicted model, not a curated record. NCBI's taxonomy places the organism in Eukaryota, Viridiplantae, Streptophyta, Magnoliopsida, Rosales, Rosaceae. The coding region runs from base 52 to 555 and encodes 167 amino acids. The transcript is spliced from 5 exons.